AUGUUCAACUUCCUCAACUUGAAAAAGAAAAAGAAAACUCAAGCUCAAAGAAAAGCACAACUCAACCAACAAAUAAUUAACAAUCAUAAAGGCAAAUAUCUACCAACAAAACAAGAACUUAAUCAACCUAUACUAAAUCCAAAUUACGAAGAAGCUUUUAAACUAUUUGGAGAUUCUAUACGAACCAAUAACAG
This is a messenger RNA of Ambispora leptoticha, 194 nucleotides long. NCBI's taxonomy places the organism in Eukaryota, Fungi, Glomeromycota, Glomeromycetes, Archaeosporales, Ambisporaceae. The record is from the annotation of a GenBank genome assembly.